AUGUCUGCGUUCGUUGCUGCCAUCUUUUUGCUUGGCCUGUGCCUGGCAAACGCCAUUAACUUCACAACCGUCUACGAGUGGGACAAAUUCGAUUUCAUCUGGCCAUCAGGAGCGGACACUUCAACUGGACAGAUUAAAGACGAAUACAGGCCGGAGAAUGUUCAUCUUCAAUUCAUGGCUGUUUUUGGACAAAGGCUGUUUCUAAGCAUUAAUAUGGAAUCGGGAAUUCCCUCCACUUUGUUGUGGCUGCCAACGAGCGGCACGUCGACUGCACCUCCAAAGCUUGCUCCUUUCCCUUCCUGGCAUUUAUAUGAAAAAGACAACUGCGACACUAUUCAGGCGGCGAGAGGUAUGGAAAUGGACACUGAUGGUCAAUUGUGGGUGCUUGAUGACGGUAGCAGCAAUUGUUCGAGUAAAAUUUGGAUUUUCAACCUGGUCAACAACGACACAACCGAGCGCGUUCACCAGUUCCCGCCCACGGUCGUCUCUAAUUCAAUAAAUGACAGAUUACUCCUUGAUAUAGUGCUGGACAAAACGCAAGACGAUUACUUUGCGUAUAUCACGGACUUGAGAUCUGACCACAUCACAGUUUACAGCCUGAAAAUGGACAAAUCCUGGACAGUUGCAACACCAGGGAGACGUUGGAUUUCCUUGGCCCUCUCUCCUAACAGGGAAGCGAGACAGUUGUUCCUUGGAAGAGAUCGUUCCAAAGAACUGUAUUCGGUGUCUGUGUCUGAGCUGAAGAAUGAAGGCGGGAACGCUACAGUAAAAUUAAUCGGCGAGUGGAGCGGAACACCUUACAGAAUGGUAAUCGACAGUGGCAAUCUCUUGUAUGGCACCACUACAUUCUGCAACUACCUCUCCAAAUGGAAUAUUUCGGAGCCCUUUGCAGAGCAGCGAUUUCAUGAGUUCGAAAGACUUGAUGCUUAUCGGCCAUUUACUUUGGCCUUGGACAAGAACGGCAAUUUAUGGAUGACGGAUAGUGAUGAAAGUAGUGGAUGGAUUGUCAAUAAGACUAGGCAUAAACUACUCAAGGCUGCAGUCGGCGCUUCCACAGUUUCUGCGACCCUUGAUGAGACCUCAGCACAGCAGGAAAUCAUAGAAUCAUCCACAUCAUCCCUUCGUGAAGAAUCAACCCCUCCUCCCUCUUUAAAAACUGGAGAAGCGCAGAGUCUACUCGGAGUCUUCUUUAUCAAUUUGAGUCCCCAGAGUAAAUUUAUUGGGAAGACGCAGCCCCGCCCACAAAGUUCAAUCUCUCUCCCUUUCCUGAUCCUUUUGCAGACGUGUCGUUGCGUGGCUGACCCUGAAAAUGGGAAGAAUGCAAACCUAUAUCAGGUGCAAUUCGAAGGAAACUCUUGCGGAACUGUCCGUUUUCCCGGACAAUAAAUAAUUUACUAAUAUCAAAUAAAGUUUGUUUGCAUUUUAAUUAAUGGUUAGUUUAAAAAACCUAGAGAUGAUCAUAAAUCUAUAUUAUUUUGCCUUUUUUCAAUUUGUAUGAAUUUUUCAAGUUAAAUAAAAAUUUAUC
This is a messenger RNA of Cloeon dipterum, 1525 nucleotides long. RefSeq names its product protein yellow-like. The transcript has 4 exons. The record is from RefSeq and is a predicted model, not a curated record. The coding region runs from base 1 to 1386 and encodes 461 amino acids. NCBI's taxonomy places the organism in Eukaryota, Metazoa, Arthropoda, Insecta, Ephemeroptera, Baetidae.